Zootoca vivipara (common lizard) is the source of this 5641-nucleotide messenger RNA. It is a transcript of the gene ACVR1B, whose product is annotated as activin A receptor type 1B. Gene Ontology annotation, molecular function: transmembrane receptor protein serine/threonine kinase activity; ATP binding; metal ion binding. NCBI's taxonomy places the organism in Eukaryota, Metazoa, Chordata, Lepidosauria, Squamata, Lacertidae. Gene Ontology annotation, cellular component: signaling receptor complex; plasma membrane. Gene Ontology annotation, biological process: cell surface receptor protein serine/threonine kinase signaling pathway; cellular response to growth factor stimulus; protein phosphorylation. The record is from RefSeq and is a predicted model, not a curated record.
UGCUGCUCUGCUGUCUGCCUUGUCUCGCGCCGCCGCCGCCGCCGCUGCCUCUCUCGCCCCGCGCGAGUUGAGGGCGAAAGCGAGGCUGCUGCCGGUUGCGCCGCCGUCGCCUCAGACCUGUCUCAGCUCCUGUCGCGAGGCCGUCGCCAUGGCGAGCGGUCCGGCUCGCCGCCCGCUCCCGCCGCCCGUGGGGCCCAAGGCGCUGCUGGUGCUGCUGCUGGUGCUCGGGGGCCACCGCGGGGCCCAAGCUUUAUUGUGCGAGUGCAACGAAUGCAACCAAGGCAACACUACAUGUGAAACAGACGGAGCCUGCAUGGUCUCAAUAACGAAUGUGAAUGGGCUGAUGCAUCAUGUCCGAACCUGUAUCCCUAAAGCCAAGCUGAUACCUGCUGGAAAACCCUUCUUCUGCCUGAGUUCAGAAGAUGUGCGCAACACACACUGCUGCUAUGAAGACUACUGUAACAAAAUUGAUCCUCUAGUACCCAGUGGGCAUCGGAAAGAUGACGAAACACCAUCUGGCUGGGGACCUGUGGAGCUUGUGGCUGUGAUUGCAGGCCCGGUGUUCCUUGUGUUCGUCAUUAUGAUCAUAGUGGUUUUUGUCUUUCACCACCACCAGCGAGUAUAUCACAAUCGUCAACGGCUGGACAUGGAAGAUCCAUCUUGCGAGAUGUGUCUAUCCAAGGACAAAACCCUUCAAGAUUUAGUGUAUGAUCUGUCUACCUCUGGCUCUGGCUCAGGUUUGCCGCUCUUUGUCCAGCGCACCGUGGCUCGGACAAUUGUCCUGCAGGAAAUAAUCGGCAAAGGUCGUUUUGGGGAAGUGUGGCGUGGCCGGUGGCGUGGUGGCGAUGUAGCUGUGAAAAUCUUUUCUUCGCGGGAAGAAAGAUCCUGGUUCAGAGAAGCCGAGAUCUAUCAAACGGUCAUGCUGCGCCAUGAGAAUAUUUUGGGGUUUAUCGCUGCAGACAACAAAGAUAAUGGCACUUGGACUCAGUUGUGGUUGGUCUCUGAUUACCACGAGCAUGGCUCUCUGUUUGAUUACCUCAACCGAUACACUGUAACCAUUGAGGGGAUGAUUAAAUUGGCUCUGUCCGCUGCCAGUGGACUAGCACACCUGCACAUGGAAAUUGUGGGAACCCAAGGAAAACCUGGGAUUGCUCACCGGGACUUGAAAUCCAAGAAUAUACUGGUGAAGAAGAAUGGAACUUGUGCCAUUGCCGACUUGGGUCUGGCUGUCCGCCAUGAUGCUGUUACUGAUACAAUUGACAUAGCCCCCAAUCAGAGGGUUGGAACAAAGCGCUACAUGGCUCCUGAGGUUCUUGAUGAAACAAUUAACAUGAAGCAUUUUGAUUCAUUUAAAUGUGCUGAUAUCUAUGCCCUGGGACUAGUUUAUUGGGAAAUUGCUCGGAGAUGCAACUCAGGAGGUAUUCAUGAAGAAUAUCAGCUGCCAUACUAUGACCUUGUACCGUCUGACCCCUCCAUAGAAGAAAUGCGGAAGGUUGUAUGUGACCAGAAGCUACGGCCUAACGUUCCCAACUGGUGGCAGAGUUACGAGGUACAGUUUGACUGUCACAAAGGCUAUAGCAACUUGCCACUUCUUGAACAAGAGGCUUUGCGAGUUAUGGGGAAAAUGAUGCGAGAGUGCUGGUAUGCCAAUGGAGCAGCACGACUAACAGCGUUGCGCAUCAAGAAAACUCUUUCUCAUCUCAGUAUCCACGAGGAUGUGAAAGUUUAGUCUGCAAGCCCCUUUCCCGAGGAAACUGCGCAAAAGCUGCCAUGCUAGAAUUGAUGAGUGGUGGAGAAGGCCUACCUCGUAUUUCUACACAGCCUGCUCCUAUCAGCUGGACAACUUGGCGUGCAGGUUAGGUGACGAAAGUGGACACCCACAGACUUGACUCCCUUCCUGAUUCACGAGUGAAAUUCAUCUGUUUUUCUAAUCCCCUCCUGAGAGCGUAAGGAUGGGCUUGUUGUAUAGAGAGAAAAGUUGACCGCAACCGUAUCUUGUUGUUUCUCUGAUGGAAAUCCCUGUAAAUCCUAGCGACAUGCUUGUCGGGGACAGCCCUGUGGCUUAGGGGAAGUGCUUGAGGACCAACGUAUGCACACACAUGCACACACAAGAUUUGUGUGCUCCCUUGUCUGGCCAUUUGAAGCUCUUAGUCCUUUCCUAGUCUGACAGAUCCUAAACCACCGCAGCCAUUAGUGUCCAGCAGCGUGAGCAUGUGCAAAGGUACGUGUCCCUGUGCCCCUUUGGUAUUAUCGUGUCUGCUUGUGCCCUGUGCAUGUGCAAAUGUAGAGCGUCCUCGUGUGAAAGUGCAGGUGCUCGUGCUCUCUUUGUCCCACAUGUUGAGCAUCGUUAUCUCUUUUUCCUCUCACUAGGGAAGGGUGCGGGGGGAUCCCCCCCUGCCAAUUUUUAGACCCAUUGGGGCACUACACAAAACUAUCUCACUGCCAUCCUUCCCUUCUUUUCAAAGCAGGGAAUAGGUUUUAUUAUGAGUGUGUGUUUUAGCUUCAGGGUCUCCUGUGUUAUCAGGGCUGGGUGGCAAAGUCCAGUCUGCAGAAGGAAUAGAUGUCGGGUGAAAUCAGUGCUGGUCCUCCUGGUUAAAGGAAGCAAGGCAAAAUUAGGGGUGUGGGAAGCAGUUGACCUUUCAGGAUCGUUGCCGUUCUAUUUCUCAAGAAACAACUCUAGCAUUUUAAACAUUUCUCUAAUGAAGCAUCUGUGGCAAAAUAGUGUAUUCAGAGGCUUCCUGUGAAGAUUUUUCCCUUAAGGAAUGAUGACUGCAAAACUAAACUUUUUAUUAUUAUUAGAAGUGUGUGUGUGUGUGUGUGUGUGUGUGUGUAUGUGUGUGUGUGUAUAUAUAUAUGUUGUGUGUGUGUACAUAUAUGUAUGUAUGUGGUCUCCCGUAUUCUGGAAGUGAUUAUGUGUCACUUGGAAUGGGAUGGGGGGGGAGAGUUUGGAAUGGAUUAACUUGCAUGCAUUUUGUUUCAGUUAAAUGAUCAGGGUGUAAUAAGACUGAUUUGGCUGUCGUGUUUGCUUUGGGAACAGCCCAAGACUGUAUUAUGAUGCAAAUAAUGCGUUGAAAACUCCAUAGUAUGUGGGUUGGGUGUUUGUGGUAGAUAACUCCUGAAGCCAUAACUUUUAACUGGAAUGGUUUGACUAUUGUUUGUUAAUUCUUAUUUAAUUGGGAGGGUCUGGAUUUUAACUUUUUUUACUAUUCUUUAUAAGAGAAGUAAAAUUGAUAAUUACCUCUCAUUCUCUUUUUAAAGAAAUCACUGAAAAAAUAUCUGAAAAAAAAUGCACACAGCUCAAUUUUACACUGGAACUGUUUCUACUCAAAUUGUGCGCCCUGACUUCUGAGAGGAGACAUUAUGUCCACUCUGAGACAGGGCAUUUUUUAAGUACAGUAUAUAAAACAUUGUGUGUUUUGCUGUCUGUGGGUGUAGGUGUUCGUCUCUGUCUCUUCCUCCUUCAGCCCCUUCUCUUGUUCUCAACUGUGUCAGUUUGUAAAGUUGAAGAAGCAUUGUCGUGUUGUGAAUUGGAGUCAGUUUUACACGCUCCUUUUGGUUUGAAGCAAACUGUAGCUUCCUCCAGGGCUGUGUUUUGAAAAUCUCAGGCGCUCUUAUUCACAGAGGGACAAGUGGAGUUUGCCCUUCUCGUAAAACCUGCUGCCUUCUGUGAUUCUGUUUCUGAUUGCUUUUGAGCCAGAGGCUACCACACCUCUCCAGCAAAUGGACACAGCUUACCAAAUCACCUCUACAACUUGGUUCUAAGAUGAAAAGCACCUUGACAUUUGUCUAGAUCCUGUAUUCCCAUCAAUGAAAAAUUGACUACUUGGUUGCUGACAUUGGAAGCUAUCAUGGCGGUUUAAAUUUGGAAGAUGCACAUGUCCACCUCGCAGCGGUAACAUAAUUCCAUUGCUAAGUCCUCCUUAGUUGGUUUAUUUUUUUUUUAAGUAACAAGGGAGCCAUGGUCCUUUGAAACUGCUUGGUCUUAGUGGCUGGAAGAGUUGAGGAAGCUGUAGUGUGGCUAUGAAAUUAACAUGGUGCCUAAGCAGAUUCUGAGUGUUUCCCCCAAGAAGCAAGUUGUACACUCUAACUUUAUGGCAUUGCAGUGUUAGGCACGCCACUUGGAAGUGUGAUGAGAACGUACUUCUAUGUAAAGCAGAAGCAGGCAGCAUGAUGACCUCCUGUCAUCCCUAGCAAGCAUGGCCAGUAGCCAAGGAAUGAUGGAGGCCUACACAUCUGAAGGGCAUGUUGUUGACUGUCCCUGAUGUAAAAGCAGCUUGAAUUGGAGUACAACUCACCUAAUUAAUAUCUUACAAUAACUUAUCACCGCUACACAGACACACCUCUGUUGUGUCCUUAUGAAUAAGCCAACUGUGUAGUCCUGCACCUUGAAAGGUAAAAGGGAUAGGCUGUAUCACAACGAUUGGCUUCUAGAGCAUAGCUGCCAAGUUAUCCCUUUUUUAAAGGGAUUUUCCCUUAUGCUGAAUAGGCUUCCUCGCGAGAAAAGGGAAAACUUGGCAGCUAUGUUCUAGAGUCAUAAUAAUACGCAUUUCUCAAAGAGGCUGCGGAAGCCUCUUGCAGCAGAAACACAUUUUUGCUCAGUGCUGCUCCGGAGUGCUAUCAGAAAAAGGAGCAAGGCAGCUAGCUGAAGAGCAUUUAAAAGCACUGUGCCAUUAUAUGGCUAGAUGCUCAUUUAGCACAUUUCUCUCUUCUAACAUAUAUCUGACCAGUGACAUGUAGACGUUGGCUGUGGUUGCAAUUUACAGCACUGCAAAUUGCAGCAGUCUGAAGGAGGACAGGUUUUCCUGCUCCCACUUCACCUGCUACAAAGAUAAAUAGGGAUAGAAAUCUUUAUGUCACACUCAAAGGAAUGUUGUUCUGUCCCACUCCCAGAAAGAAGUGGGCAAGUUGGAGGACCACUAGUUUCUUCUUAAAAUUCAAACAGAACACAGUUGCACUCAGUUGUGCAUGUUUUCUUCUUAAUAAUGUGAAAAAUUCAAAUAGAAGACAUACCCAACAGUGCAGCUAACUGCUGAGAUCUUUUUUUAGACAGCUUUAACUAAGGGCACCUAGGAGAAUGAAGAAAACCAAUAACUGUAGCCAGACAUCCAUGAAGUUUUUAGUCCACUGGUCUGAAGUUCAGGUAAGUCACAGGAUGGAAUUCAAGUUCUUAAUUCCAUUUGGGAACGAGCGACUAGCUUCAUCUUGGCAUCAAGGCAGACAUGAAAGAAUCUGGUGGUGUCAAACCUCCAAAUGGAAAAGAGUUCAUUCACUACUUUUUUUCUUUUCAAAUCUAGAAGAUGGAAGGUGUGGGUUCCUGGCUGGUACUAUUAGAUUUUGUCAGGUGGCACACUGGCUUCAGAAUAGAUCAUUCUGGUACUGUUGUCUGUCUCUUCCCUGCCCCCUCCCCCUUUUCCCACUUUCUCGUCCACCUACCCCUGAUUCCUACUUGAUCUUUAUAUUUCGUUCAGGUUUUGUAUGUUUUAUUAGAAAAAAGACUGUAAAAUAGCCACUUAGACACUUUACCUCCUCAGUAUGCAAAUGUAAAUACAUGUAAUAUAGUAAAGAAAAAUCUUUUGUUUUAAUAUAAGAAUGAGGCUGUCCAAUUUUCUGUUGUACAUUAUUAAAAGUUUGUUUUUAUUCA